AUGAAUCAAACGCAGUCGUACCUGGAUAUGCAUCCAGGCUCACACAUAUCUUCCGGACCUUCAUACUCCCACGCGGGUUCUACAGCGCCGUUGGGCCAUUAUCAGCAUUAUCAACAACCUCCAAUUCCCGCAUCGUCACAUUACGGGCCGCCUCCGAGCUAUGGGACUUAUGCUUAUACGAACGGUGUUACUUCUCCGCAGUCUGCCACUGGGCCGGUGGCGCAGCAGGUAUCCCAGAUCACUUCACUUCCUGCUAUCAUGACCGGUGCUCCCAAUCCUCAACAUUCUUAUGUGACUCAAACGCCGGGCCUGCCCGCUCCAAACCAAGGGUUCCCUCAACAGCAGCAACCUUUUGAUACUACUGGCCAAAUUGCUCCACCGGGCAUGAAACCGAGGGUAACAGCCACACUCUGGGAAGACGAAGGUAGCCUGUGCUUUCAAGUGGAGGCUAAGGGGGUUUGCGUGGCUCGCCGUGAAGAUAACCAUUUCAUCAACGGAACAAAGCUCCUCAAUGUUGCUGGAAUGACCCGGGGACGUCGAGACGGCAUCUUGAAGUCUGAAAAGACCCGACAUGUGGUUAAGAUCGGGCCCAUGCAUCUGAAAGGAGUUUGGAUACCUUUCGAACGUGCUCUUGAUUUUGCCAAUAAGGAAAAGAUUACAGAUCUCCUGUAUCCACUUUUCGUGCACAAUAUUGGCGGUCUACUCUACAAUCCUGAGAAUGCGUCUCGCACCAAUGCAGUCGUGCAAGCAACAGAGCGCCGUCGGAUGGACAGUGUCGAUUCCACUCGUCCAUCUCAACCCCAGGCGCCGUCACUCCAGCAUCACAAUAGCAUGCCGGGUCCAAUUCAAGCUCCGCCCACACCGCACUCGAUUGCUCCGCAUCCGAAUGCACCACGUCCGGGAAUCGACCGUGCACAUACCUUUCCGACUCCUCCAACGAGCGCGUCGAGUGUGAUGGGGAUGAGCAGUCAGGGAACUUCAUACGACUGGGGCACCCAGGGCUUGACGAAUGGCGCACCGGGAGCACAGCCUCUUUCCAUUGACACUGGCAUCAACGCUCGUUCCAUGCCUACAACGCCUGCGACGACUCCACCCGGGACUGCUGGGCCAGGGAUGCAAACUUACCAAGGACAGUCAGGUUACGAGAAUUCGAAACAUUACUAUAGUACUACGCCCAGCUCUCAAACCGGUUAUGCGCAUCAUCCUGACGGAAGCCGGUACGGCCAGCCUAUGCAGACUGUUCCGUAUGGGAAGACUGAUAUGGGCCCACCAAUUGCCCCAGGAAGCGCUGGUGCUGGAGCAGAUGGGCAUGACCCGAAACCUGAUGCGUAUACCGCUCAGAGCCAUUCAUCCCAACAUGAAAGUGACCAUCCAGACAGCGGUUACAUGAGCGCGAAUCCCUCUGCUUACAGCACGGGCCGGCAAUAUACAUACAGUGCCACAGGUGAGCAUCCACACAUGUCUCCUGAGCAGAUGUCGGGCUCUCCAACGCAUCAGGCUGGCUCCGGUCAUGCGACACCAAGGACCAUGCCUGCAGGUCAACCACAAUGGACAGGAGAUUAUAAUACUCCACCCCGACCUCCCACUUCCAGCAAUGUAUAUAAUGUGAUGGGCGGCCGGGAUCGUACUCCGCAGGGAGGGCCAACUGACAGCUAUGGGAAUCCGACAUAUGCGACUGCCGGCCAUCCCACGAGUGUGUCUUCGGUGAAACGAGGGCGAGAGGACGAUGACCAAGACCGUCCCAGCAGCCGAGAAUACGACGGUUACGAUCCGAAACGGCGCAAGACAGCACGACAAGACACGUACAGCAUGCCCCUCAACACGCCUCCCCACAUGCAAGCAAUCAAAACCGGUGGACAGCGGUAA
Molecule: messenger RNA, 1866 nt
Organism: Fonsecaea multimorphosa CBS 102226
Lineage: Eukaryota; Fungi; Ascomycota; Eurotiomycetes; Chaetothyriales; Herpotrichiellaceae
Exons: 4
Coding region: 1-1866 (621 amino acids)
Biological process (GO): positive regulation of transcription by RNA polymerase II
Cellular component (GO): nucleus
Molecular function (GO): sequence-specific DNA binding; DNA-binding transcription factor activity
Source: RefSeq, a predicted model, not a curated record